This is a messenger RNA of Trypanosoma rangeli, 417 nucleotides long. RefSeq lists its product as uncharacterized. Lineage: Eukaryota; Euglenozoa; Kinetoplastea; Trypanosomatida; Trypanosomatidae. The coding region runs from base 1 to 417 and encodes 138 amino acids. The record is from RefSeq and is a predicted model, not a curated record. The transcript has a single exon.
AUGACGCUUGAAGCGGCCAUCGUGUCAGAUAUUAACACAAAAUUGAUGCGCAAGUUUGCCUUCAAUACCACUGUCGUCACCAACUCCCUCGCCGCCGAUAAAAAUCUGGAGGUUCACGUCACCGUGACGCAGACUUUGCUUCCCGACGCCCUCACCCCGGAGCUGCAAAACAUUUGGGGCCCUGAGGAAGUGAACUCGAUGAUCACUCGAGCGGACUUCCACACGACGCUGGUGCCGUAUCCUGGGCCGGGCAAGGCAGUCCUCGUAAGUGUCCACGCCCCGGACAAGAGGAAGGCGUUCAACACGUGCACAGGCGCCUGCAAGGGCGCGAUUCUUGUCGGAGUUGUGGUGGCAGCGGGGAUGAUCGUUACCACGCUUGUCGUUUUAUUCUGUAUCUGCUGCAGGUGUGCGACGUAG